Molecule: messenger RNA, 1321 nt
Organism: Cornus florida
Lineage: Eukaryota; Viridiplantae; Streptophyta; Magnoliopsida; Cornales; Cornaceae
Product: rhodanese-like domain-containing protein 4A, chloroplastic
Exons: 4
Coding region: 16-1269 (417 amino acids)
Source: RefSeq, a predicted model, not a curated record
CCCCACUGAGCUUAAAUGGUUUCUUUUCGGGUCGCUAUAAAUCGCGCCCAACAUCUUAUCGUCUCUUAUCAAACUGAAAACCCCUCCUCUCUCUCUCUCAUGGAGUCUCUUUCCAUAGGCGUCUCAUCUUCCCCGCCUUUCCCAAAUCACCCCAAAACCCACAAACCCACCUCACAAUCUAUUCUCAUUCUCUCAAAUUCCCUCCCAAACUCCAUUUCCACCUCCAAUUCCACUCCCAUUUCCUGUAAUUCUCAUCAAACCAAAUUUCUUUUCACCAUGAAAAACCCUAACAUACAUAAAACACACACACCAAAUCACCAACCAAACAAAACCUCAACAACCCAUUUCUUGAAUCUUUUCAAGAACCAUCCUCUAAUCCUCAAAAACCCUUCCCUUUUCCAAUUUUUUCUAAAACCCCAUAUCUCUUUUCUUUGUAUGGGACUCUCUUUUCCUCUUUCAUGCUUUGCUUCUGAAACUAGUCUGUCCACUGAAGAAGUUUCAAGCAAAAUAAACUUGGAGUCGAUCUUAGUUUCUAUAGAUGAUUUUUUCAAUAGAAAUCCAUUUUUUGUUGCUGGGGUUACAUUCAUUUGGUUGGUUGUAAUCCCGCUAACCCAAGAGUACUUGGAGAAGUUCAAAUUUGUUUCAGCCAUUGAUGGGUUUCGGAAGCUCCGGGAUGACCCCAAUUGUCAGCUGUUAGAUAUCAGGGACAAAAAGAAUUUGAAGUAUUUGGGUUCACCCAAUUUGAAAUAUUUGAAUAAGAGUGUGGUGCAAGUGGAGUUCUGUGAAGGGGAUGAAGGAGCUUUUGUGAAGAAGGUAAUGGAGAAGUUCCCGCAGCCCGCAGAUACUACCAUUUGUAUUCUAGACAGUUUUGAUGGUAACUCCAUUAAAGUGGCUGAGUUAUUGUUCAAGAAAGGUUUCAAAGAGGCUUAUGCAAUUCGGGGUGGGGUUAGAGGCAAGAAUGGAUGGCAGGAGAUACAGGAAACCCUUCUCCCACCAUCUGUACAUAUUUACCCCACAAAGAAGGUUAAAAAAUCACAACAGCUUGAGAUAAAUGGAGAAGUGAACCAGGGGGAUGGGAAUAUCAAUCAGGUUUCCUCCUUUACAAAUCUCCCUACGGGCAGAAGUGAACAGAUUGACAAUGGAUAUGUAAACAAGUCGAUUAAAUCCACCCCCGAGACAAAACAAGGUCCUAGACCGUCAUCUCCCUACCCGCGUUACCCAGAUCUAAAACCGCCAUCUUCCCCAACUCCGGCAAAGCCUCGAAGUUGAUGCCGACUUUUUCAAUUUGAAUUGUUACCUCUUUUUUUUUUUUUUUUCAGAA